GAGGACAAAAAUACACUGGAAAAGAAACCUGUUGGACAAGAUGACUGAGACACAAAUGAGACGUGAAUUACAAGACGUCACAGUGUCGCUGAAGCAUUUGUGAGUCCUGGGAAGAUUUUGUGAUCAUAGUUGUACUAUCUAGUACUGACAAGAUUUGAAGGACUCUGCAUGUGCAGGUAGACUCACAAUGGAGUUUGCUUGUGGAUUUGUUUAUGUGCCGACACCAGUGAGUCAGAAGGACGGCCAGAGACCCAACGUCAUCAAGCGCUCAGCUCUUCUCCCUCCUGUCAGCCGGGUCCGUCCUCGUAGUCCUCCUCCUCCUCCUCCAACACACUCCGCAGAGGACAAGUCACCCAAAUCCCUCCGAUCUUCCCCCAAGGUUAUCGAGCAGUUGGAAAAGAGCAAGGAGGUGAAGAAGGCCGCCAAGCCCACUCCUUUCUAUGAAAAUGCAGAAUUUCAUAAAAAAACGGGCGCAGCUCCUUCCAGCAGUAUAACUCCUCAGCAAACAACACCUCCUCGAAAAACAGCUCUUCUUCCACCACACAUGAGACCUGCAGCCAGCAGCCAGUCCCCUCCUUACAGCCAGCCGCUCCUCUGCUCCAGCUCCGACAGUCACAUGUUUACCUACGACCUCCCGAAAAACGAGCCCGAUUUAGAGGCCCGUCCCUGGGACCCGAGCUACUCUUACACGGCACCAGAAGGCACGGGUGGCGAGGUGAAGCUGCCAGCUGACAGCAGCAGUGUUUCCUCCCAGACAUCAGUGCCAGCUCUUCCUCCAAGACCUUCAUUCAUGAAGUCAAUGCCAGACUACAUUGUGCUGUUACCCAGCUCCCGCUCAUCUCCCUCCUCAUCUCGGAAGUCCCCCUCAGACUCAUCACCCGCCCCAUCGCCUGCUAGUAAAGGAUCGGCAGAUAAGGGGCCUCUGCCUGGGAAUCCUAAUGUGGUCCUUGUCAGUUUAGGAAAACUACUCUCAGAGGAAAGAGUGCAGACCAUACGAGGAGAGCCCACCUCCUGCUCCCAGUGUGGCUCUGUGCUCGACUCCGCCUACGACAACAUGGUGAAUGAGUGUUACUUCUGUCAGCCCUGGGAGCUGCCCAGUGCUCCCAGUAAACCCCCGUGUCCUCUAAGUGGUCUGCAGGAUGACCUGUUUGUGCUCCGUCCUGAUGAAAAGCCCAACUGUGCUGCUGACGCUCUGCUGCUCUUCUGCAUCGACAUCUCAGGCUCCAUGAGCACCACCUCAGAGGUGUCAGUGGGAGAGACCAUUCUCUACAGAUCCCGUCUCCAGUUUGUCCAGGAGGCUGUGCUGGAGUGUGUUCACACACUAAGUGAACAACAACCUGACAUACGGGUGGGACUCAUCACCUUCAACUAUCAGGUGACGAUGCAUGGAAAUGAGACUUUCACGUCACGCACCCUGUUUGGUGCUGAACUGGCUGACAGCGAAUAUGUGAAAGAGGCUGCAGCCAGUUUCCCCACUCCACCUCCACUCUCACAGACCAAAGAACACUUACAGAGACAAGUCAUGGGAUUGUCUGAGGGUGGAACAACAGCUCUUGGUCCAGCUGCUCUCCUCACCAUUGCAAUAGCCUCCAGACAACCAGGGUCCAAGGUGAUUAUCUGUACAGAUGGGAAGGCCAACACGGAGCUGGGGAAUCUGGAGGUAGAGGAUAUUGAUGCUCGCACCCUCCUCUCAUCCACCAUCUUCUACCAGGAGCUGGGGGAAUAUGCUGCUAAUCAAGGAGUGACAGUGUCUGUGCUGUCCAUAGAGGGAACAGACUGCAGGCUGGAUGAGCUGGGAAGACUCGCUGAUCGCACUGGAGGGACAGUGGUGAUAGCCAGCCCCAAUAGGCUGCACCCAGAGUUUGAACAGAUCAUUGAGAACCGGACGAUAGCUACACACUGCUCUGUCACGUUACUGCUGCCCCAGUCUCUGCGUAUGAGAGGAGAGAAGCAGGCAGGGCACAAAGGGACCAGAGAGGAGGGAAACGUGGACCCAGAUAAAGAGAUCACCUUCCAGUUUGGAGCCUGUGAACAGGACACAGAAGGGCCAGUGCCGGCCCCCGGCAGCCAUGUGUCCAUCCAGCUGCAGAUCAGGUACCGACACAGGAAGGGACAGAGGAUGCUCAGAGUGAUCACCACAGACCGAGAGGUUACUGAUGACAGCUCGGCGGCCCUGUCCUCUCUCUCUCUGGCCAUCAUUCAGCUCAACUCGUCGCAGGCCAGCGCCGCUCUGGCUGUCAGAGGCCGCUUCCUCGACGCCAGGACAGAAGGAGAGCUGCAGAGGGAGCUGAUCGAGAGAGCGAUAGAGCAUAAUCGCAGUGUAGAAGACCAUCAAACAUACCAACAAUGGGUUAAAACCAUGGAGCCUAUAUACAACAACAACAUACAUAACUUCACAAGGAGACAAUCUGUGGUUUCAGACUCGCAGUCUCUAACAGACGCUGGUGCAGCGCUGCUCUACAACAUGAAACACUGUAACAGGAAGUCCAUCUCUCUGAAGAAUAAACAUAAACUCUAGCCAACUGUCUGUCUCAAACUUUUAUCUCGUUGGAAGCAAAUCAAGUCAUGAGCGACGAAGAUAAACAUUGACGUCUGACUUUGAUUAUCUGGCUGAACAAAUACCCCCACAAUGUAAAUACUGUAUAUCAACAUAAAACAUGGUGAUCUGUACCAUAAAUAAUUUCUCAGAGUAAAGCAGUAACAGUAUUCAGAAAAACACAUUUCACAGCAUAUGUAAACCUCCAACACAACAGUUAUUACAUACUUCAGAUAAUGAUUACAUAACUUUGUUUUAAUAAAGGUAACUUAUUUGACUUGAGAUCUUAGAUCCUUUAAUUAUGUAAAAGUGCUAAUAUAACUAUAAAUGUGUGAUUACUACACGUAAAAAUCCUGC
Centropristis striata (black sea bass) is the source of this 2893-nucleotide messenger RNA. Its product is annotated as circularly permutated Ras protein 1-like. The coding region runs from base 188 to 2518 and encodes 776 amino acids. The transcript is spliced from 21 exons. Gene Ontology annotation, molecular function: zinc ion binding; SNARE binding. The record is from RefSeq and is a predicted model, not a curated record. NCBI's taxonomy places the organism in Eukaryota, Metazoa, Chordata, Actinopteri, Perciformes, Serranidae. Gene Ontology annotation, cellular component: COPII vesicle coat; endoplasmic reticulum exit site. Gene Ontology annotation, biological process: COPII-coated vesicle cargo loading.